GAAGCGGCCCCCACGUGAGGGGCGGGCGGCGGCGCGGAGGCUGCUGGGCCGGGCCGGAGCGGAGCCGAGCGGAGCCGUGCGGGGCGCGCCGCCUGCAGAGCGGGGCCGGUGCGGGGCGCGCCGGGCGGGGCCGCCGCAGCUAAUGAAAAUGGCUGAAAAUGGAGAUGGUGAAAACAUGUCUAUCUUGGAAAGCAAGAUCUGUCAGCAAAUUGAAUACUAUUUUGGAAAUCACAAUCUACCAAGAGACAAGUUCUUAAAGGAACAGAUCAAAUUAGAUGAUGGCUGGGUGCCUCUAGAAGUUAUGAUCAAAUUCAACAGGUUAAGUCGUCUGUCUAAAGAUUUUGGUGUUAUAGUAGAAGCACUAAGAAAAUCCAAGACUGGUCUAAUGGAAAUAAACGAAGACAAAACUAAAAUCAGGAGGUCUCCAAAUAAACCCCUUCCUGAAUUGAAUGACCAGUACAAGGCUGCAAUUAAAAACAGAUCAGUAUAUGUUAAAGGCUUUCCAGUAGAUGCAACUCUUGAUGAUAUCAAAGAAUGGCUUGAAGAUAAGGGUCCAGUUGAAAACAUUCAGAUGAGGAGAACUCUGCAGAAAACGUUUAAGGGAUCAAUAUUUGCGGUUUUUGAUAGUGUUGAAUCUGCUAAGAAGUUCACAGAAAUCCCAAACCAAAAGUACAAAGACACAGAGUUGAUAGUGCUUUUCAAGGAAGAGUACUGUACAAAGAAGAAUGAAGAAAGGAAACAAAACAAAGUAGAGGCCAAAGCAAGAGCUAAACAGGAAAAAGAAGAAAAGCUGAAAAAAGCAGCGGAUGCUGAGAUGAAAUCUCUAGAAGAAAAGACAGGAUGUCUUUUGAAGUUUUUUGGUGAUCUAGAUGAUCAAACGUGCAGAGAAGAUCUCCAUACAGUAUUUUCUGAUCAUGGAGAAAUCAAAUGGAUACACUUUGUAAGAGGUGCAAAGGAGGGAAUUAUCCUAUUUAAGGAUACUGCAAAAGAAGCUCUGGAAAAAGCCAAAGAAGCACAUAAUGGAAACUUACAGCUUCGGAACAAGGAUGUUACUUGGGAGUUGCUAGAAGGAGACGAAGAGAAAGAAGCUCUGAAAAAAAUAAUGGAAGAGCAGCAGGAACUGCUGAAACAGAAAACAAAAGGACGCAAACUCAAAGGAAAAGGAAGAGGGGGAAAGAUACCUCAAGGCGCACAAAAAGGGAAAGUACAGUUUCAGGGCAAGAAAAUAAAGUUUGAGGAAGAAGGUGAAGAUGAUACUAAAACAGAACCGGCAAGUCCUAAGAAGAGACCACUAGAGGAAAUGGAAGAAGAAGAACCUGCACCAAAACAACUGAAAACAGAAAAUGGAGCUGGAGAUCAGUAAUACUAAAAUAAAAAUAACUUUGUUUUUAUUAGUCCAUUUUAAAUAAGUUUUAAAGACAUGCUUCAGUUCAGGAGUUUCUUGGCAGAAAUCUAAUGAAAUCCACUUCAAUGUCAACCUGCAAUGAGAAGAGAGCUUCGUGGUGUUGGGUUACAGCUUUUUUUUUGUUGGUGUUGUCCUAAGCAGCAUGCUUACUUUUAAGAUGCCACUCUGGAGAAUUAUUUUGUAUUUAUAGUUUUGUUUAUACUGUCAGAUGCUCUCAACUUCUCUGGCUCCUCAUUCAAAUGUAAAAGUUUCCUGACUUUGUAACCUCGAAGUUAUAUUAAACAGCAGCUGCCAAUAAAUUCAGAACUUAAAACUGCUCA
Molecule: messenger RNA, 1725 nt
Organism: Anas platyrhynchos (mallard)
Lineage: Eukaryota; Metazoa; Chordata; Aves; Anseriformes; Anatidae
Gene: SSB
Product: small RNA binding exonuclease protection factor La
Biological process (GO): positive regulation of translation; tRNA processing
Cellular component (GO): cytosol; ribonucleoprotein complex; nucleus
Molecular function (GO): mRNA binding
Source: RefSeq, a predicted model, not a curated record